UUGCGGGCAAGCCAUUCUUGCAUUCGCCAAUCUUAAUCGAAUCGAAUCGAAUCGUCUUUGGUCUUUGGUUAUGUUGAGGUCAUGUGCGGACUCGUGGAUAGCAUCAGAAUAACCGACAGAACCUGGAUUUACAGUAAACUUUUUACGAAAACUCAGAAGUAACUAAUUUCGAAGUAUGAUUUUCAAAAUGGGCCGACUUAAGGAUGAUUUUCUCGGUGAUGAUGAGAGCAACAGCGACGACAGUGAUAGUAGCCUCAGCGAGAUGGAUGAUAGCAGUGACAACAGUGGGUUUGAUCUCUACGAUUCCGAUUCAAACGACGAAGCUAACAAUGCGGGGCCAAGUGCAUCCGUUAAUGUACCUGGUGGGAGCGGAGAUGUCCUGGAAUUGAACGAGGAUGAGGAAGAAGAUGAAGUUGUCAAAGCUAUAUUAAGAUCUAGACAACCAAAUAAAGAUCAUCCUCCAGACAUUAAGCUGGAGGAUUUCAUUGCGGACAUAUCUUUUCACCCUGCAAACAACUUGAUUGCAUUAGCUUGCAUGUCGGGAGAUGUACUUCUAUACAAAUAUACCAAUGAAUCUACUGAUCUAGUCUCUACAUUGGAAUUACAUAUAAAGGCUUGCCGAGAUGUUGAGUUCAGUGAGGACGGUAAAAUUCUCCUUUCUACUGCAAAAGACAAAUCUAUCCUUCUCACAGAUGUAGAAACUGAAAAACUUACCAGGCUUUACGAAAAUAGCCACGAGGAUCCCGUGUCUACAUUGACUGUGAUUGAUGAGAAUCUAUUUGCCACUGGUGACGAUAAUGGGACAGUAAAAUUAUGGGAUAUGAGGCAAAAAGGAGAUUCGCCAUUAUUUUCCUUGAAGGAAAUGGAAGAUUACGUCAGCUCCAUGGUUACAACUAGCGAAAAGAAGUAUCUUGCUUGUGCUAGCGGAGAUGGUUCCCUGACGACACUGAAUAUGACUGCUAGGAGAAUGCAUGUUCAGUCCGAAGAGUAUGAGCAGGAGCUAACAUGUCUUGGUCUGUUUAAAUCAGAGACUAAGUUACUGGCUGGCGAUAGUAAAGGCAAAAUGUAUGUCUUCAAGUGGGGUGAGUUUGGACUACAUUCAGACGAGUUUCCUAGCGUGACUAAAAAGUCAAUGAACUGCAUGGUUCCGUUAACUGAAAACAUUGUUGUUACUGCUGGUGAAGAUGGAAUACUCAGAGCAACGAAUCUGUUUCCUUAUCAUCAUUUGGGAAUUGUUGGACAACACAGUAUGUCUGUGGAGGGAACAGAUAUAAGUAACGAUGGAACACUUAUCGCAUCUACCUCGUAUGACAACGACGUAAAGUUUUGGAAUGUCGAGUACUUCGAAACAUUGAAUAAUGAAAUGUCAAAGAAAGGCAGUGGAAAAAAGCAAUUAAAGCAUAAUUUGCCAAGCAGUAAAGUCAAUAAUGCAUCAGACUUUUUUUCCGGCUUGUGUUAAACCAGGUCUACCCUGUUAAUAUCAACAGAUAUUCAAAAAAAGGUAUUUGAUGAUUUUUCCUUCACAUAUCUCUUAAAUGAAAAGUAGACAAAAUAUAUUCUUAUGACCAUUUUAUUAUAUACUUGUGUAUACACUUAUAAUAUUGUAAAAAUUUUUACCAACAUACUAUGGUUUUCAAUAUAAUGGGCUACUUUUUUUAUUAAAAAUUUUUGAUAUCCUAAUUAUUUGAAAUUACAAUUUUAUAAAAA
This is a messenger RNA of Diprion similis, 1707 nucleotides long. RefSeq names its product WD repeat-containing protein 55 homolog. Bases 176 to 1459 code for a protein of 427 amino acids. Lineage: Eukaryota; Metazoa; Arthropoda; Insecta; Hymenoptera; Diprionidae. The record is from RefSeq and is a predicted model, not a curated record. The transcript has 8 exons. Gene Ontology annotation, molecular function: protein binding.